Ipomoea triloba (trilobed morning glory) is the source of this 2508-nucleotide messenger RNA. RefSeq names its product mitogen-activated protein kinase 20. Bases 500 to 2389 code for a protein of 629 amino acids. Gene Ontology annotation, molecular function: ATP binding; MAP kinase activity. The record is from RefSeq and is a predicted model, not a curated record. Gene Ontology annotation, cellular component: nucleus; cytoplasm. Gene Ontology annotation, biological process: protein phosphorylation; intracellular signal transduction. NCBI's taxonomy places the organism in Eukaryota, Viridiplantae, Streptophyta, Magnoliopsida, Solanales, Convolvulaceae. The transcript is spliced from 10 exons.
CCCCUCCUCUUUCUCUCUCUAGACGUCUCCAUUUUUAUCUCUCUAUCCCUCCUCCGUAUCUGUACUCCUCCAACCCCUUCCCCUACACACCGAUUGUCGGUGUCAGAUCCCGCUCUUCACCGCCACCUGGGGUUUCUUCAGAUCUACCCAAUCUUCAUAUAUGCGUAUAUAUUAGGGUUUUAUUUGGAGGGGCAUUGGCGGAGGUGGUGGAGGGGAGCUCUGCGUCGUCGUCGUUUCCGGGGGUGAUUGUGAGGAAAGAGUGUAUGAGGGAUUUAGAGUCUGGGGAUUUGUUCUUCUGGGAUAAUUCGAGGCGGAUUAGGUGGGAUUGCUCGUUCACAAUCCGGAGCCGCGGUCGCUGGGGCAAAUGUGGAUAAAUUCUUGAAUGUAAUUCUGGUCUUUUUUUUUUUCUUUUUUUCUUUUUUUUUCCUUUGAAAUUGGUGGACUUUGGUUCGUUCAAUCGCUGCUUUUGUUAGUGGUUUGGGAGUGAUUGUGAGAAAUCAUGCAGCCUGAUCAUCGUAAAAAAAAUUCAACAGAGAUGGACUUCUUCUCUGAAUAUGGUGAUGCAAAUCGAUACAAGAUUCAGGAGGUCAUAGGAAAAGGAAGUUAUGGUGUUGUUUGCUCUGCAAUUGACACUCAUACCGGCGAGAAAGUUGCUAUUAAGAAAAUACAUGAUAUUUUUGAACACAUAUCUGAUGCCGCUCGUAUUCUGCGUGAGAUAAAGCUUUUGAGGCUUCUACGGCAUCCUGACAUUGUAGAAAUUAAGCAUAUUAUGCUUCCACCUUCAAGUCGGGAGUUCAAAGAUAUUUAUGUUGUUUUCGAGCUAAUGGAAUCAGAUCUCCACCAAGUCAUCAAGGCUAAUGACGAUUUGACACGGGAACACUACCAAUUUUUUCUUUACCAGUUGCUCCGGGCCCUAAAGUAUAUACACACUGCCAAUGUUUACCAUCGCGAUCUUAAACCAAAAAAUAUUUUGGCAAAUGCAAACUGUAAACUCAAAAUAUGUGAUUUCGGUUUGGCCAGAGUUGCUUUUAAUGAUACACCUACAACAAUAUUUUGGACGGACUAUGUUGCUACUAGAUGGUAUAGAGCCCCAGAGUUAUGUGGUUCAUUUUUCUCUAAGUAUACUCCUGCUAUUGAUAUAUGGAGCAUCGGCUGUAUCUUUGCUGAGGUUUUAACUGGAAAGCCCCUAUUCCCUGGAAAAAAUGUUGUUCAUCAGCUGGAUUUGAUGACUGAUCUUCUUGGGACACCUUCAAUGGAUACCAUUUCCCGAGUGAGGAAUGAUAAAGCGAGAAGAUACCUCACUAGUAUGCGAAAGAAGCAGCCUAUGCCUUUUGCUCAGAAAUUUCCUAAUGCUGAUCCUUUGGCCCUCUGUCUGCUGGAAAGGCUUCUGGCUUUUGAUCCGAAGGAUAGGCCAACUGCUGAGGAGGCACUAGCUGAUCCUUACUUCAAGGGACUUGCUAAAGUUGAGAGGGAACCAUCUUGCCAGGCUAUUUCUAAAUUGGAGUUUGAAUUUGAGAGGCGAAAGGUCACAAAGGAGGAUGUACGGGAAUUAAUAUUCAGGGAGAUACUAGAAUAUCAUCCUCAACUUAGGAAAGAUUACAUAAAUGGAGAAAGAGUGAACUUUCUGUAUCCAAGUGCUGUUGAUCAAUUCAGGAAACAGUUUGCUCACCUGGAAGAAAACGGUGGUAAAAUUGGGCCUCUUCCAGCAGAAAGAAAGCAUGUAUCUCUUCCUAGGUCUUCAGUUAUACAUUCCACUACAAUCCCUGUAAAGAGACAAACUGUUGUUAAUAUGAAAGAUCAGCAAAAUGGGGAAGAGUCCUGCAAUAGAAACUUCAGAGAGCCUGAUAGAGGUCCAAGAGCGGUGGCGGUGCAACCCCAACAGAGGAGUUGCCAGGCCAAACCAGGAAAGGUUGUUGGUCCAAUUUUACCUUAUGAGAUCGGAAGUAAAGAGGCAUUUGAGCAGCAGCGAAAUGUAAUCAGGAGUACAAUUAGGCUGCCUUCUCAGACUAUGCCUUCGACAUAUUGUUACCAGAGAUUCGGGGCAGCAGCUAAGCAGGAAAGACCUGUAACCGAAGCACAGAAGGAGGUGGUGCCAUCUUCACAACAACACAUGAAACCUAUAGUUCACUGCGGCAUGGCUGCCAAAUUAGCACCAGAUAUCGCCAUCACUAUUGACAGCAACCCAUUCUAUAUGACACGGGGGGCUGGAGGGAAAAAGCCCCCCGGGGAUCACGUUAGUGAUGGAAUCAGCAUCGACACUAACUUUCUGCAGGCAAAAGCUCAAUAUGGUGGUAUUGGCGUGGCGGCCGCAACAGCUGCAAGUGCUGCGGCUUCUGCUGCUCACAGAAAAGUAGGGACUGUCCAGUUUGGCAUGUCAAGGAUGUACUAGGGAGAUCGAAAUGUAUAGAGAAUGGGGUUAUUACACUUUAGAAAUGUUACUCAGACACUAUUUGCUUUUAUAAACCUGGAAAUUAUAUGUUAGUAAAAGUGGAAGUCAGGAUUUUUGUA